Molecule: messenger RNA, 2346 nt
Organism: Kazachstania africana CBS 2517
Lineage: Eukaryota; Fungi; Ascomycota; Saccharomycetes; Saccharomycetales; Saccharomycetaceae
Gene: VPS53
Product: Vps53p
Exons: 1
Coding region: 1-2346 (781 amino acids)
Biological process (GO): retrograde transport, endosome to Golgi
Cellular component (GO): GARP complex
Source: RefSeq, a predicted model, not a curated record
AUGCCCUUAGAUGAUGUUAAUUAUGAUCCGUUAGAGGAUAUAACUACAAUUCUUUCGGACAAGGACACACUAAAUACAAUUGAUGAUCUUAUAUCACAAACAAGGGCAUUCAAACUUCAACUUGAAAAUAACAUUAUUGAAGUGGAGAACGAAGAGCUUUCUGACAGCGUCAUAGGUGAAAACUAUGCUGAAAGGUUAUUUAAGGUAUUUGAGGAUUUUACAGCUAGUCAGAAGAUGGCAUCAUCCACUGAGUAUACGAUAACGAAUUUAACACAAGGUAUUGCGCAUCUGGAUAAUGCAAAACGUAAUAUUACACAGUCUAUGACAUUAUUUCAGAACCUCAAAAUACUGUUUGAUAGUUUUCUUGAAUGCAAAAGGUUGAUAAAGGAUAAUCUUUUUUUAGAGAUGGUUUCCCCAUACAAAAUAAUGUGCUCCUUAACUGAAAAUACAUUUAAUUCUCAUAAAUCUGUUGGUGAGAUUAGCAGACUAUUACUAGCAAUUUCUAAACUACAAUCAGAAACACUGAAUAAGAUAAAAAAUAUAUACACUAAGCUUCUGAAUGGAGGCGGAGCUCCAGAUCCCUCACUAGCUUUACAGCUAAGAGAAGGUGCUUGUGAACUGGUUGAUUCAGAUUCAAAUAACAAAUCACAAAUUAUAGACUGGGCAGUGAAAAAAAUAUUAUACGAACUGGAAGAAAUAUUUCAACCAGAUGACGAGGCAGGAUCUCUUGAAAAUUUACCUCGUCGAUACGUUUUUUUCAAGAAGGUGUUAACUAACUUCAAUAAUACAUUGGCAAGCUCUUUUCUUCCUAGUUGGAACAUGCCAUUAAGUUUGACCUGUAGGUUUUUUCAGAUUACAAGAAAAGAUUUGAAGCUUCUUUUAAAUAAAGAGUUUAAAAAUAAACAACCAUCUAUCGACUUAUUCAUGACAGCACUUCAAGCCACCAUAGAUUUCGAAAAAUAUAUUGACGUCAGAUUCUCCAAUAAAUGUGAAGAAGAGAAGCUAAGUAUGUGUUUUGAACCAUUUUUAUCAUUGUGGGUAUCGCAUCAAGAUAGAAUGAUGCAAGAUAAAAUGAUGUCUUAUAUGAGUGAGAGUAAAAUUUCUGAGAGUCCUUCAGAAUCACUAGUGGCACCUUCUAGUGCCGAUUUAUUUAGAACGUAUAGGUCAUUACUCUCACAAAUACUGGAACUUAUUGGAGAUAACAAAAAUGAUAAAGUAUUACUAUCACUGGCAACUUUUUUUGCAAAAUGGUUGGAUGCAUAUAUGACUAAGAUACUCAGUCCUCUAAUUUUACCAGAUAAUAUUGAAAUUCAAGAUAAGGAAGAAGUGAUACAAUAUACAGUUCUGCUAGUAAAUACAAGCGAUUAUUGCUCCACUACUAUCGAUCAACUGGAGGAAAAACUCUCUGAAUUCACUACUGCUCCUCAGAAAAUAUCUGAUACGCUUUCCAGAACAAAAGAUUCAUAUGAUAAUCUCCUUGCAAGGGCAAACAAAUUAUUGCUUCACCGAGUUAUACCAAUGGAUCUCGCUUACGUGUGGAAGGAAUUCAAUAGUACUGAUUGGGCCCAUGUAUUGGUGGAAGAUUAUAGCAGGUAUAUGAUUACAUUAAAAAACUUAAUCUCUGUACGUACAACGGAUAGGACACCAGGUACAUCUAAUAAAUCUGCCUUGGAAUCUAUAAUAGUAAGAUUAAAUCGAGAUGCGUAUAAGUGGAAUUUCUUUGACAAAGUCGUAGAUCUUAUUAUAUCGAAUUACGUCGAUUCGAUAGUCAAGUUAUUGCAGCCUUUACCACCUUUCGCAACACUAAACUCCAAGAGACAAUUGACUGUUAAAAAGGUAAUAUCUGUUGGAGAACAGCUUCUUUUAGAUAUUGAGUUACUAAAAGAAGUUUUCCACAACCUUUUAAAUCACAUGGCUGAGUUAACUUCCUCAAUACAUGAUAUGUCUGCAAAGAGAAUUAAACGUCGUAUGGAUUCUUCUUUGGAGCUAUUACUGCAUUUUGCCAAAAUACUGGUAUUACCUUUAGAUUCUCCAGAAAACUAUUAUAACGCCUAUUCUAGACUGACGGACAAUAAUUCUUAUUCCCUUAUCUGGGCUUUCAUAUUCUCUUUAAAGGGUACAGAAUGGGAUUUAGCAUCGUGGAAAGAAUACUGGUUUGCUUUUAAGGAAAAAAUGGCAGAAACAUCAAGUACUGAAAACGAAAACGAAGCUGAUCUAUUUAUUUUCAAAGGAAACUCGAAACAUCUUACCAGGUUCGAGGCAAACUUGGGGAGGAUACAAGAAACUGCGUGGUCCGAUUUCGUCAAGACCGAACUACAUAUCACAGUACCCAGAAGAGUAAUUUAA